Ascochyta rabiei is the source of this 1020-nucleotide messenger RNA. RefSeq lists its product as uncharacterized. The transcript is spliced from 2 exons. The record is from RefSeq and is a predicted model, not a curated record. Lineage: Eukaryota; Fungi; Ascomycota; Dothideomycetes; Pleosporales; Didymellaceae. Bases 1 to 1020 code for a protein of 339 amino acids.
AUGGCCUUCCAAGUCGAUAAUGAUGCGCUGCCGACAGCAAAUAUCACACCACUACCUAUGGCGAUGACAGCUGCUGCGUUCCUGGGGAUUGCCUGGUAUCUGAUUGUCGAAGUCAGUGUGCGUCUGCUGUCAAGGGCAACACGCCGGAGUCUCUACUUCUGGUCUUGCCUCGCCUGUUCCUGGGGCAUCAUCACCCAUGCCCUUCUCAUCACACUCUUGGACUUCAAGGUCUGGGAGAGCUAUGGCGCCAUUGUCAUCAUUCAUAUGUCAUGGUGUACACACGUCGUAUCGCAGUCCAUCGUCCUCUACUCAAGACUCAACCUGGUCCUGCAGAGACUCGAGACUGGACACUAUGUGCUCUACAUGAUCAUUGUCAACUCUGUCAUCUUCGGCCUCGGAACUGUCGUGCUGGGCAUGGUCGCUCGCCACCCUACCAUGGUCCACAGACUCGGUCCCGCCAAUCUUAAAUGGGACAAGAUCGAACUUGCUGCGUUCUUCGUCCAGGAGACUAUGAUCUCCCUCCUCUACAUCCGCGAAACAGCGCGCCACCUGCAGAAUGUCGCUCUCCUCGGCACAAACGCGCGCACUACACGGCGUGUCCUUUAUCACCUGAUCUUCGUAAACAUCUUCAUCAUCUGUCUGGACUGCAGCCUUAUCGGCCUGUGCUAUGCAGACUUUUUCUUCCUGCAGGGCUACUACAAAGCCGCCGUGUACGCCGUCAAGCUGCGCACAGAGUUUACAAUACUGAACCAGUUGCGGUCAUCGCUGCCAGGCUCGUCUGAGCUGGAAAGCGAAUUUCGAGUGUAUGAGAGGUCGGGAAGUAGGCAUCUGGGAGGAGGAGGAGGAGGAGGAGGAGGAGGAGGCGGGGUCCUGCAGAGUGCGAGGCGAGGCGCCGAUAGUCAGGAUAGUGACAUCCAGAUGGUCGUUGUGCGAAGCGGGAGACAUGGCGGAAUUACGAUACAGAAAGACGUCGUUAUUUCAUCGACGAGGAGGGAUGAGAGUGAUAGUUUUGAGGCUUGA